AUGUAUCAACAUCAUCAUCAACAGCAGCAGCAACAACAGAAUUCAUAUUAUAAUAUGCCACGUUCCAUAGAUUUACCACCUCCUUUACAUAUACAACAACAAGGUUACCCACCAAAUUACUAUCCUCAAGGUCCAAUCACUCCAUUUGAUCUUAGUUAUGGUCAAUCAAUGAUACCUUCCAAUUUGUUGGUUAGUUCUCCUUAUUUCACUCCUCCUCCUUCUGCAACUCCUCAAUACUUUAAUGCAGUACAUCAACAUUCUCUACCACAACAAUCUCCUUCUCCAAGAAUUUCCCAAUUGAAGUUACGUGGUAAACAAGGUGGAUACAAGAAAAAUGGUCCAUAUCUAACUUCAAUGAAUUCAUCAACAAGUUCCGUUGACCAACAUCAUAGUAACAACCAAAAACCAACCAGUGUUUCAAGAACAAUUGUGUUUAAAAAUAUUAAUGACUCAGUUUCCUUGCAUCAGUUUUUGGAUGCCAUUGAUCAUGGUCCAAUAGAAUAUUGUAAAAUGUUUACCAAAAAAAUCCCUAAAUCACUAAUUAAAAAUGAAAAUGAUUUUGAUGGUGCCACUAGUUUCCAAGUUUGUUAUUUAUCAUUUAAUAAUUCCAUAAUUGCUAAUCAUUUUUUCUCAAAAUAUGCUGAAAAUAUGGACCCAUUAAAAGAAAAAUUACUCGAUUCAAAGUUUUUGAAAAUUCAAUUAAAUGAUGGUGAUUCAACUCAAGAUUACAUAAAAUUGAAGACCCUAAAUUAUAUUCUUGAAUCAAAUGCAACCAGAGCUACAACAAUAUCAUUUAGCAUUGUUCAUAAAGAUACCAAAGAAGAAUUAAAAGAUGAAGACGAAGAAGAAAUCAAACAGUUUAUUUAUCAUCAAUGUGAAAAAUUUGGUUCUGUUGAAGAUUUUAAAUUUUCAUGGGUUGAAAAUUCAAAUGGUGAUGACAACAACGACGACGAAGAACACAUUCCUGGUAGAAUCUAUGGUCGCGUAACAGCUCAUUAUUGUUCUAUUGAUUCAGGUAUUAGAUGUUUUGAAGAUUAUUUACGUCGCAUUCAUAACGAUUCACAACGAGAUGGAAAUACUGGCAACAAAAAGGGUAAACGUGGCACCAAAUUUGCAAAUGAUAUCAAUCAAAAAUAUGACUUGAAAUUUAGUCAUGUUGGGUUUAGCAAAGAUAGAUGUGAUAAAACUACAAUUGAACAACCUCAAGAGGCUAUUGAUAGUGAUAAUAUCAACAACCCAAUCCAGAGUAUACCAGAAGAUGAAGAGUCUAUUGAAGGUCCAUUGAACAGUAGCACGGAUUUGAAGACUUUUAUUACUUCACCUGAAAUUGAAAGAACUCCAAAUGGAUUAAACAUUGAUGAUCCUAUUAGUCCAAAUUCUUCUGAUAUAGAAACAUCACCUGCGAUGAAAUCUCCACUCAACAGCAAUGAUAUUAAUGAACAUGAUGAUGACAGUGAUAACACAGCUGAUUAUUCCAUUCUUUCUUCAAAUGCACAAUUUCCAAUGCAACCACCACAACCAGCAGCAUUUGUUCCAAUCAUUCCAUAUGUUUCUGGAAAUCCAUUGAUGACACAUUCCAAUCCUUCAUUGGUUUCAACUCAUUCGGCAGAUCCCGUCAAUUAUGGAAACAGAUCAAUUUAUUUGGGUAAUUUACAUCCAAAAACCACUAUUGAAGAAAUUGCCAAUAAUGUUCGUGCUGGUGGUUUAGUUGAAUCGAUUAAUUAUCAUCCUGAAAAAAGAGUUUGUUUUAUUACAUUUGUUGAUCCCAAUGUUGCUUAUAAAUUUUAUAUGAACCAUCAAAUUUUGCAUCAAUUGGUUAUUCAUGGUUAUGAAAUUAUUGUUGGCUGGGCAAAACAACAGAGUGGACCAUUACAUCGAGACAUAAUGCUUGCUGUCACUGCUGGUGCUUCAAGAAAUGUUUAUAUUGGAAUUCCAAGUUCAGGAUGUGGAUUGGUUUUACCUUCGGAAGAUGAAUUACGUAAAGAUUUUGGUAAUUUUGGAGGUAUGGAACAAAUUAAUUUUAUUCAUAACAGAGAAUGUGGAUUUAUGAAUUUUUUACACAUUGGUGAUGCCAUUAAUGUUGUUUCAUGUUUUGAAUUCGAUAAAGAGGAAUGUUUAAACAGAUUGAUGAAGACUUCUAGAUUGGAAACUGAGACUGAAAUUGAAGAAUUUUAUAAUAAAUAUAAAAAUUUCAAAAUUAGGUUUGCUAAAGAUAGAUGUGGUAAUAGUCCAAAGUUUUCAUUUAAGAAGAAAAUCACGGAAGAUCAUUUUGGUUAUUCUCAUUACCAACGUCGUUCCAGUACCAAUAGUUUCCGUAAUAGAAGAGAAUCAUCAGGUGAUACUACUCUCGAAACCGAAAACUUCAAUAGAGAAACCAUUGCGGAAGAGGCAGCAAUGGUAUUUGGAAUAGUUCAUAAAGAUAAAGAAAUUGAAACCGAAACUGAACAUGAACAUGAACAGGAUGAAACUAUGAGCAGAUCAACUGAAUUAGUUGAUGUUCCAGAAGAAGCUGAUGAAGGUGAAGAUGAAGGUGAAGAUGAAGGUGCCACUACUAUUAAAAACAAUGAUGAUGAUGAAGAAGAAAAUGAACAACAACAACAAGAAGAAGAAGACGAACUGGAUGAUGACGACGAUGAUGUUUCUAUUAUUAUUGGAUCAGAUGAAACUGCAUCUACUACAUUUACAAGGAUGUUAAAAAGGAUUCUAUGCAACAGAGUCAACAGAAGCAGCAACAAGAUCAGAAUAAACAGAAACAAGGUCGUAAUCGCAGAGUAA
This is a messenger RNA of Candida tropicalis MYA-3404, 2775 nucleotides long. RefSeq lists its product as uncharacterized. Gene Ontology annotation, molecular function: mRNA binding. The record is from RefSeq and is a predicted model, not a curated record. The transcript has a single exon. Lineage: Eukaryota; Fungi; Ascomycota; Pichiomycetes; Serinales; Debaryomycetaceae. Gene Ontology annotation, cellular component: cytoplasmic stress granule. Bases 1 to 2775 code for a protein of 924 amino acids.